AUGGCUGUGAUUGGUGAGAGCUGCGCCAAUUUGACCCCAGCCGGAGUGGGAGCCACACUUGCGCAGCUAGGCUGCGGUGGCUUGCCGAACGACAAGAAGCCGAAGAGGCACGGGAGAAGACUCAGAGAUGGUGCAAUGCAUUGGGCAUUGGUCAACGCCAAUCGGGUUGCCGAGCUGUGCCGAGCUGUGGAGAAGUCACAGCGGUACUGCACCUGGCAGUCCUGGUCCCCGCUUGAGAACUUCGCAGUCGGCUACCUCAGUGAGAUCAAGUCGCAGUGGCUCAAGCGUCCGAGGCCUCGCAACGCGUGCUGCAGCGAAGAACUCGUGUGA
Effrenium voratum is the source of this 330-nucleotide messenger RNA. The record is from the annotation of a GenBank genome assembly. Lineage: Eukaryota; Dinophyceae; Suessiales; Symbiodiniaceae.